AUGGAGAUUCCACCAGGCUUCACUACUUCUCAAGUAGCUGGGAAGGUGUGCAAGUUGAAGAAGUCGUUGUAUGGGUUAAAGCAGUCUCCGAGGGCAUGGUUUGACAGAUUUAGAUUGGCAGUCUGUGGUAUGGGAUACAAGCAGUGCAAUGGGGAUCAUACUAUAUUUUACAGGCACUCCAAAACUCGUAUCACUAUCCUGACGGUCUAUGUUGAUGAUAUUAUAAUCACUGGAGAUGAUGCUGAGGAAAUCUUACGGUUGAAGAAGAAAUUAGGAGAGGAAUUUGAAGUUAAAGAUCUGGGACCGUUGAAGUACUUCCUCGGAAUUGAAUUUGCAAGGUCACGAAAGGGUAUAGUGCUUUCUCAGCGGAAGUAUGCUUUGGAUCUUCUCUCAGAGACAGGGAUGUUGGGGUGCAGAGUUGCAUCUACUCCUAUCGAGCAGAAUCAUAAGAUGUGUGCUGAGGGUGGUGAUCCAGUAAGUAAAGAGCAAUAUCAAAGAUUAGUUGGACGACUUAUAUAUCUAUGUCAUACGAGACCUGAUAUUACUCAUGCAGUGAGUGUGGUGAGUAGAUAUAUGCAUGAUCCCAGAGAGCAGCAUAUGGAGGCAGUUCGCAGAAUUCUUAGGUAUAUUAAAGGAAGCCCAGGAAAGGGGUUAUGGUUCAGGAGUUUUAGACAUUUGAGAAUUGAAGGCUAUUGUGAUGCUGAUUGGGCGGGUUGUAUGGAUGAUCGUAGGUCCACUACAGGCUACUGUGUAUUUGUUGGAGGCAACCUCGUAUCUUGGCGUAGCAAGAAGCAAGAUGUGGUGGCUAGGUCUACAGCUGAGGCCGAGUACAGGGCUAUGGCAGUGAGUCUGUGCGAGUUAAUGUGGGUCAAAAACAUAUUAUCUGAGCUGCGCUUGUUUAGAAGAGACCCCUUACAACUUUGGUGUGACAACAAAUCGGCGAUUAAUAUUGCAAACAAUCCUGUUCAGCAUGAUCGGAUUUGGUGUGACAACAAAUCGGCGAUUAAUAUUGCAAACAAUCCUGUUCAGCAUGAUCGGACCAAACAUGUGGAGAUUGAUCGGUUCUUUAUCAAGCAAACAAUCCUGUUCAGCAUGAUCGGACCAAACAUGUGGAGAUUGAUCGGUUCUUUAUCAAGGAGCAACUAA
Messenger RNA from Asparagus officinalis (garden asparagus), 1146 nucleotides. RefSeq lists its product as uncharacterized. Lineage: Eukaryota; Viridiplantae; Streptophyta; Magnoliopsida; Asparagales; Asparagaceae. The transcript has a single exon. The coding region runs from base 1 to 1146 and encodes 381 amino acids. The record is from RefSeq and is a predicted model, not a curated record.